AAUUUCUUUUUGUUGUUGUUUUGCAAGAAAUUUCUCAUUUUUCUUGGAAUAAAUUUUCAUAAAAAAAGUUUACGUUGAUUGAGUUUGUGUAUAAUUUUAUCAAAAACAAAAAACCGAAAUGAAAAUAUUAUCAAAUUUAUUAAUAAAUAUUUGGUAAAACCAAAGUACAACCUCCAUUUAUCGCCAUCGAAUCCUUACAAUAUUUCGUUCGAAUUUGGACUUGUGUGGGCGUAUGUAGCGAGUUAAGCGAAGAAGACGAAAGCGACGAUCUAAACGACGAAUCUCCAGUUUUGGAAAAUCCCGUUGAAAGACUCCUCAAAUCCAUUCCUUGUCACCUCAACGCCAGCACCAGCGCAACCAUUAGCAAUCAACGGAGGCGUUUCCAUACAUGUAAUGCUUUGAUGUUGAAAGCGAUCCUUGGAAGCGAGUCCGAUCCCACGGAGGACAGUGGCGGUGGUAGUGGCAGUGGAAGCGGUGGAGCUGGCUGCAAUACAAGUAAUAGUGGUGGUGUUGGCGUAAGUGGCAGUUGUAGUGGCAGUGGGUGUUCUUUCACUAGCGGUUGUGAAAAGUCUGGAAGUCGCAAAGGUCGAAAAGGAACUUGUACACGGAAAAUGUCGCACUCUAGCUCGAAUUCGAUUAAAGUGCACAAGUCGGUGUCGCCGGGAAGUUUCAGUUGCAAUGCUCUCAAUGUAGAUUUCUCGUCGUACACAGCUACACAUCAGUGGACUAAAACUCUGGAGUGUGCUGAAUUUGUAGGUGCCAAGAGAAGCAAACACACAGUUGUGGCCUACAAAGAUGCAAUGUUUGUAUUUGGCGGAGACAAUGGCAAAAAUAUGUUAAAUGACUUGAUACGAUUUGGUGUCAAGGACAAGUCCUGGGGAAGAGCCUGUGCGACCGGAACCCCUCCAGCACCUAGAUAUCAUCAUUCUGCCGUCGUUUAUGGAAGCUCAAUGUUUAUGUUCGGUGGAUACACAGGAGACAUACAUUCGAAUUCGAAUCUAACAAAUAAAAAUGAUUUAUUUGAGUACAAGUUUCAGACAGCCAUGUGGGUGGAAUGGAAAUUCUCUGGAAGAAUGCCAGUUCCACGAUCAGCUCACGGAGCAGCAGUUUAUGAUCACAAAAUGUGGAUCUAUGCUGGUUAUGAUGGAAAUGCUCGUCUAAAUGAUAUGUGGACAUUAAAUCUAACUGGUGAAAACCAUCAAUGGGAAGAAAUUGAACAAAAUGGUGAUAGGCCACCGACUUGCUGUAAUUUCCCUGUUGCUGUGGCUAGGGACUGCAUGUACGUUUUUUCAGGACAGAGUGGUUUGCAGAUAACCAAUUCUCUUUUUGAGUUUCAUUUCAAAACAAAAACUUGGCGAAGAAUUUCCAACGAACAUGUCCUCCGCGGUGCUUCGGCUCCCCCAUCUCGCCGUUAUGGUCACACAAUGGUACACCAUGAUCGAUUCCUGUACGUUUUUGGUGGAUCAGCAGAUUCUACAUUGCCCAAUGAUCUCCAUUGCUAUGACUUGGACUCCCAGGUUUGGUCUAUUAUCGCACCAGAGCCAAAUUCCGAUGUUCCAUCUGGACGAGUAUUCCAUGCAUCGGCUGUCAUUAGCGAUGCAAUGUACAUAUUCGGAGGAACUGUUGAUAAUAGUGUUCGUCGAGGUGACACCUAUCGAUUCCAAUUCUCCAGCUACCCAAAGUGUACACUUCGCGACGAUUUCGGAAAAUUCUUCAAUGAGAAGCAAUUCUGCGAUAUUCAAUUUAUCGUUGGCCCAGAAGCAAUUAAAAUCCAAGCGCACAUUGCUUUUGUAGCUGCUCGAUCAAAGUUUUUACGAACAAAAAUAUUAGCAGCUCGUGGAGCCAGCAAUGCAAACUUGCAAAAAUUGAUAGGAACAGUAGAUGUGCCGUUCAACGAUCGGCCUCUACUUGAAGUGCGCUUGUUGAGUGCUCCGCCGGAAGCGUUUGAAAUUAUCUUGAAUUACAUUUAUACAGAUAGAAUUGAUUUGAAGGAUUCGUAUAGCAAGAAUAUUGUUAUUUUGAUAACUGAUAUCUACCAGUUAGCGGGACAAUUUUUAAUGCCUAGAUUGGCACAGGGGUGUAUCCAAUACUUGGACUUCAAGACAUCCAAGCAGAAUGUGUUAGAAGCAUUGUACAAUGCAGAUAGGCAUAAGAUACAAAUAAUCAAAGACCAUUGUAUGCAAUUUAUCGUCAAAGAGGAGAACUUCUCUGACGUUGUGAUGUCAAGUGAAUUUUGUGACUUGGAUAAGCCACUUUUAGUCGAGAUAAUUAGAAAGAGAUUGAAUCCAAGCAAAUCAAAUCCUGAUGCAAACCUCGAGAAGAAUGUUGGAACCACCCUUGAAAGCGAUAUGGCAGUAUUUUUAGAAUCCUGUGGCAAGGAUUUUUGUGAUAUUAAUCUCGUUUUGGACGGUCAAGUUAUUCCAGCUCAUAAAUCGAUUCUUUCAGCUCGUUGUUCAUACUUUCAAGGAAUGUUUCGAUCAUUCAUGCCCCCAGAUAACACAGUUAAUAUUCAAAUUGGAGAAAUUUCGCCAUCAAUUGAAUCAUUUAGCUCUCUCUUACGUUACAUUUAUUAUGGCGAAACAAAAAUGCCCCCACAAGAUGCUCUCUAUUUAUUCCAAGCGCCAUGCUUUUAUGGACUUUCUAAUAAUCGAUUGCAUGCAUUUUGCAAGUACUCUCUUGAACACAAUAUCACAUAUGAAAAUGUGUUGCAAACUUUGGAAGCGGCAGAUUUCACCAAGAUCACCGAUAUCAAAGAGUACGCACUCAAAUUGAUUGUUAAAGAAUUUGCAGCAGUUGCGCGUUUACCCAAAAUGACUGGAUUAAGUCGAGAUUUGCUUUUGGAAAUUAUAAGGGCCGUAGCUGAUGCCCACGGAGAGUUCUUGACCACAAUAAGCAUUAAUACGGAUCUUUGAAAAUUAGUAUUUUUACAGCCGGCGCUAACAAUGCUAUUGGCUUGGUUACAAAUUGGAGAUUGUCGCUGAAUGGUUAAAAGUCAAAGGAGAAAACGAUUUGUAUUUUUUUCUUUAUUUAUUAUACCAACAUAACGUUGUGUUCUGAAAUUCACAUUCUAUUCCUUAGCACAUGUAGUCUUUUUUUUUAAAUUGUGAUAAACAGCAAAAACAAAAUAUAGAAGUAUUAUUUUAUUAUAAGUUGAUUUUAUAUAUUGGCAAAACAUUUUUGUUUUCAUUAUAAACUUUUAAUAACUUUAAUUUAUUACGUACGAGUAGACUUAUAACAUUUUUGUUUAACAAAUUAAAAAUGUUCUUUAUGUAUAUAAUUAAAUUAAGAAAAUAUUCUUUGCUAAAAUAUAGCUGUAUGGGAUUAAACAUUAAAUAAACAUAUAUAUGUAAUGAUGAUGUAGGCUA
Molecule: messenger RNA, 3365 nt
Organism: Episyrphus balteatus (marmalade hoverfly)
Lineage: Eukaryota; Metazoa; Arthropoda; Insecta; Diptera; Syrphidae
Gene: Lztr1
Product: leucine-zipper-like transcriptional regulator 1 homolog
Exons: 8
Coding region: 402-2912 (836 amino acids)
Cellular component (GO): Golgi apparatus
Molecular function (GO): protein binding
Source: RefSeq, a predicted model, not a curated record